AUGUACGGACACAGAGCCACCGUCGGCAUUGUCGCUUUCGUCAUUUCGCGUCUCACUUCAAUUCGAUGAUCGCAGGCUGAAGCUCCAUCGAACUCGAGACGCGACUGUGCCUCGCUCCUGGUGUUAUCAGCUUUACUCAAGUAAAACAAACAACCACAACAAUGAAUCCUGGACAGCUGACUCUUCUCGGUUCCACAAUCUGUGUGAUGCUCACGACGCACUUUUCUGUUCAGCUUCUUUCUGAGCAUUUCUUCCAUUGGAAGAAGCCAAAGGAGCAGAAGGCCAUAAUCAUCAUCAUCCUUAUGGCCCCUAUAUAUGCUAUUGACUCGUAUGUUGGUUUGUUAGACUAUCAAGGAAGCAAAGCAUUUUUCACAUUCUUGGAUUCAAUAAAGGAAUGUUAUGAAGCUCUGGUGAUUGCAAAGUUCUUGGCUCUUUUAUAUAGCUACUUGAACAUAUCCAUUAGCAAAAACAUAGUCCCAGAUGAAAUUAAAGGGAGAGAGAUUCACCAUUCAUUCCCAAUGACACUCUUCCAGCCCAGGACAGUUCGUUUGAAUCACAGGACAUUAAAGCUUCUUAAGUACUGGACAUGGCAGUUUGUGGUGAUUCGUCCUUUGUGCUCCAUCCUAAUGAUCGCUCUUCAACUCUUUGGAAUAUAUUCGACCUGGCUCAGCUGGACAUUUACUAUUGUUCUGAACAUUUCAGUCUCGCUCGCUUUGUAUUCUCUUGUGCUUUUCUACCAUGUCUUCUCCAAGGAGUUGGAACCGCACAAGCCUCUUGCCAAGUUCUUGUGCAUCAAGGGGAUAGUAUUUUUCUGCUUUUGGCAGGGCGUGGCACUUGAUGUUCUUGCAGCGCUGGGCAUAAUUCGGUCUCAUCAUUUCUGGCUGGAUGUGGAGCAUAUAGAGGAGGCACUUCAGAAUGCAUUGGUGUGCAUAGAGAUGGUCUUAUUUUCUGCUUUUCAGCAGUAUGCAUACAGUGUGGAACCAUACAAAGAUGAUUCCAGCAAAAAGAGAGAAUGACUUUGGAUACUUCUCUGGCGGGGAAUAUGACAAAUUGCGUACUGUAAUUUAUUGUAGCUGCUGGAUGAGAAAUGCCGAUACCGGUCCAUGGAGUGUAUGUCUCCAAAUAAAAUUUUGCUAAGCUUGUUUGAGUGUCCCAAUGGAGGAACUUAUUGCAAUGCCAGGUCCUCUGGGUUUGACGGUUCCUUUUCUUGGCCAUCUUUUAGGUGUUUUGCCUAUCGAAAGAUCCAGGUCCAA
Messenger RNA from Rhodamnia argentea, 1253 nucleotides. RefSeq names its product transmembrane protein 184C-like. The transcript has 5 exons. The record is from RefSeq and is a predicted model, not a curated record. Gene Ontology annotation, molecular function: transporter activity. The coding region runs from base 162 to 1016 and encodes 284 amino acids. Gene Ontology annotation, biological process: transport. Lineage: Eukaryota; Viridiplantae; Streptophyta; Magnoliopsida; Myrtales; Myrtaceae.